This is a messenger RNA of Hyaena hyaena (striped hyena), 1255 nucleotides long. It is a transcript of the gene FAHD2A, whose product is annotated as fumarylacetoacetate hydrolase domain containing 2A. The record is from RefSeq and is a predicted model, not a curated record. NCBI's taxonomy places the organism in Eukaryota, Metazoa, Chordata, Mammalia, Carnivora, Hyaenidae. Gene Ontology annotation, molecular function: hydro-lyase activity. The transcript is spliced from 8 exons. The coding region runs from base 193 to 1134 and encodes 313 amino acids.
UCUUAUUUAGUGGCGCCGCCCGGAGCACUGCCCCUGUAGUUCCUCACGGGUCGCGGUUUGCGAACACGCCGCAGGUGUCUAGGUGCCCGCUAACCUCAGGCCCCAACCCGGUGAGUCCCAGCCCGACAGCUCAGGGAGCUCAGCAAGACCCGCCGCCGCACUCAGGACCUAAUUUUUUCUUCACAGGUUCUGAUGCUGGUCUCUUGUAGAAGGUUGCUCACAGCUUUGCUGCAGGCUCAGAAGUGGCCCUUUCAACCCUCCAGAAAUAUGAGACUGGUGCAGUUCCAGGCACCCCACCUGAUGGGACCUCAUAUGGGCCUGGAAUCAGGGAAUGGUGGGGGGGUCAUCAACCUCAACGCCUUUGACCCCACACUGCCCAAGACAAUGAUGGAGUUCCUGGAGCAGGGAGAGGCCACCCUCUCGGUGGCAAGAAGCGCUCUGGCUGCCCAGUUGCCAGUCCUGCCACGGUCAGAGGUGACCUUCCUGGCCCCCGUCACACGGCCAGACAAGGUGGUAUGUGUGGGAAUGAAUUAUGUGGACCACUGCAAAGAGCAGAACGUUCCUGUGCCCAAGGAGCCCAUCAUCUUCAGCAAGUUUCCCAGUUCCAUCGUGGGGCCCUAUGACGAGAUCAUCCUCCCCCCAGAGAGCCAGGAGGUGGACUGGGAGGUGGAGCUGGCUGUGAUUAUUGGAAAGAAAGGCAAGCACGUCAAGGCCACAGAUGCCAUGGGUCAUGUGGCCGGCUUCACCGUGGCUCACGAUGUAAGUGCUCGUGAUUGGCAAAUGAGACGCAAUGGAAAGCAGUGGCUGCUGGGAAAAACCUUUGACACCUUCUGCCCCCUGGGCCCUGCCUUGGUGACCAAGGACAGUAUAGCAGAUCCACACAACUUAAAGAUCUGCUGCCGAGUGAACGGGGAGGUGGUCCAGAGCAGCAACACCAACCAGAUGGUGUUUAAGACUGAAGAGCUGAUAGCCUGGGUCUCCCAGUUCGUGACUCUUUACCCAGGGGAUGUCAUCCUGACUGGGACGCCCCCAGGUGUUGGUGUGUUCAGGAAACCUCCAGUAUUUCUCAAGAAGGGCGAUGAAGUUCAGUGUGAAAUCGAAGAACUAGGCGUCCUGAUCAACAGGGUGGUGUGACGGAUCUUACCACGAGCCCUGGACUUAAGAGGUGGGAGCAUCCAUGCCUGCCUAUCACAGGGAGGAGCCCAGGAGGGAGAGGGAUGGAGCCCUUCAAUAAAAUUCUCAGCCCAAAGCAGCA